UGCUUCUAAUUUUAUAUAGAAAUUUAGUGAAUUUUUAUUGAUCAUCAAGAAAAAUUAUAGUUGAUUUUUUUUUAUUAUUACUAUUAAUUAUUGUGAGUCAUUAUUGUACUAACCUUGAAGAUAAAUCAGUGACAAAAGUUAUAUUGACUGAAUAAGCAGCCAUUUUAAAAACAAAGUGCAUUUCAUUAUUAUUUUUUUGUUUUUUGACUAUAUGUAAUGUUAUAAAUAACUAUUAUUGAAAUUUUUUUAUUAAUAUUUAUUAUUACAUAAAAACAUUCAAAAAAUUUAAUUUAUUAUAAAUAUUAAAAUAUUUAUAAAAUAACUGUGAUAAAAUGUUGAUGUCCUUGAAUCAAAACGUUAAUCAUGGUCAUAAUAACACUGCGGUCCAAUGCAAUAUUGAUCAGCUUUUUGAUUGGAUUAGAAAAGUUCGAUCGAAGAAAAUGAAGAUGCUACGCAGGCGUCAGCGCAACAUCCGUAUUGAAGCAACACUUGGUCAUGCGCUGACUCAAGCUGAGCAAGAGCUAAAAAUAAAACAUAUGGCGAAGAUUGCAAAACUUCAAGAAAAGAGAAAAAGAAAACUCGCUGAGCAAGAAGUUAAUAAUAAUAAUUAUGACAGUGAGAAUGAGGAUAAUAAUAAUAAUUAUUACAAAAUAGCUACUCAAGAAUACAAGCCUGCCAACAAGAAAGCUGCUAUGUUCUAUCCAGAGUUGAGCAGCUUGGAUGCAUUUAUGGCGGAGCUGAGCGUUAUUAAAACUCCAGUAGUACGUUGAAGCGGCCGUGAAACGUCGCUAGAAACUAAUCGACGAUGAGAAUUUAAUCUGAUAAUUGACAAUGAAAAUUAUUUCUGCAAAUGUAAUUUUCAAUAUUAUCUUAUUCAAUUAUCAAAAUAAUUCAUCUCUGAUGAAAGACUGCGCUCCUGGGACAUCAUCUCGUCAUCAAUAUUUUAUUGGAAAAAUAAAACAUUACUUGUGCUAUUUAUAUUUGAUCAAUGAUGAUUGGUCAUCUACACUGGAAAUCUACAUCAUUAUCUUUAGUGUAUAUCGAGUGUUUUUUAA
This is a messenger RNA of Microplitis mediator, 1055 nucleotides long. RefSeq lists its product as uncharacterized. The transcript has a single exon. Bases 333 to 770 code for a protein of 145 amino acids. NCBI's taxonomy places the organism in Eukaryota, Metazoa, Arthropoda, Insecta, Hymenoptera, Braconidae. The record is from RefSeq and is a predicted model, not a curated record.